Molecule: messenger RNA, 1208 nt
Organism: Eutrema salsugineum
Lineage: Eukaryota; Viridiplantae; Streptophyta; Magnoliopsida; Brassicales; Brassicaceae
Product: ribosomal L1 domain-containing protein CG13096
Exons: 7
Coding region: 250-942 (230 amino acids)
Biological process (GO): transcription by RNA polymerase III
Cellular component (GO): RNA polymerase III complex
Source: RefSeq, a predicted model, not a curated record
ACAUGCAGUGUUUUUAACUUCUUCUUCGUCUUUUUUUAAUUGUUUCUUCUCUCGCCGCCGUUGUGCCGAAUUGCACUUCUCCGGUUACGAAUCGCCGGUUAAAAUCUGUAAUUCUCGCGUUGCGCCGCUAAAAUUUCUCACAGAUUCCAAGCAGGAAUAAUUAUCCAGGACCUGUAAUCGAAGAAGACGGUGAAUUCGGAAUCGAAAACCCAUCGGGAAUUUUAUCGAUUUUCCCUCAGUGUUUUGAAGAUGGAUUAUAGAAGAGGAGGUCGAGGAAGAAGAGGAGGGCUUGGAGGCAGUGGCUCUGAGUAUGCCAAAGCAAAGAAAUUUGUGAUUUUCCCUGAAAAUACGUUACCUGAUCCAAAAUCUAUCUCAUACGACUCGCAAUUGCUUUCGAGCUACUUUAGUUUUCAAAAGUUUUGGAGAAACUCGCCUUAUCAUUUAGGCGAUGGUGUUUCAAAGAAAGAGAAAGAGAGUUUAGACAUUGAGAGGUUUUCAGACUCUGUGAAGCCAAAGAGGAAGUCUAACAAGAGUGGAUCUUUUUAUGAUUAUCUUGUUCUUAGAGCUGAUAACUUCCCUAAAGAACUACUUGGAGGUUUGGAAUAUUCAUCUCAACACAUUUGUAAUCUUUUUUUUUGGGUUCAGAUUUGUGUUGCAGUCACUGAAUUAUAUGCAAUUUCAGAUACGCGAAGAGAACGGCCUGUGAAGAGAGCAAAAUGGACUCAAGACGCAGACUUGCAGAAAUUGGAUGUGUUUGAGAGGCUUGAAGCAAAAUACAAGACUGAAGGCAAGGAAGAGAUUGAAGAAGGAGAAGAUGAUGAUGAAGUUGUGGAAUCAGAAGGAGAAGAGUCUGAUAACGGAGAUUAUGAUCAGAAUCAUGACUUUGAUGAUGAUGACGACUAUAACCAGGCGGAUGAUGGUGAUUAUGAAGAUGUCUAUUAAGCUUCUUCUUCUUCCCAAAAAAGAUCAAGUUUUGCAUACAAGAGAAGCCAGGCAUGUCCCAGUAGAUGAAGAAGUGUAUUAAGCUUCUUCUUCUUGAGACAAAUCACGUCUCACCUCCAAGGAUCAUUGUGGAUUGUUCUUUGCUUUUAGUCAUUCUCUGAAUUUUGUUCUCUAACAAAAUGUUGUAUUUUGCUUAAAGGAAUUUAAUUUCAGUUUGCAGAGAAGGUUUUAUCCGAUUUUUUUUGGGCGAAUGGAAGUGAAAGAUU